Nicotiana tabacum (common tobacco) is the source of this 933-nucleotide messenger RNA. NCBI's taxonomy places the organism in Eukaryota, Viridiplantae, Streptophyta, Magnoliopsida, Solanales, Solanaceae. The record is from RefSeq and is a predicted model, not a curated record.
AUGAGGGCACACUUUGAGUCCCAAACUUUCUGUCUGAAGCAAAUGCUGGAAGUCCAAGAUGGUAUCGUUAGCUCAUAUACGCCACAAGCGGGCUUGGAUGAGGAGGUUAAAAGGCGCUUCUGGGAGGGAGUGGAUUUCAAUGAUCAUAUUGGGUCGACUACUGGUGGCUAUGGUGAGGUGCAUGGAGGCUUCGACUUUGGGGAUAGGAACGGAGGAGGUACUUCGUUGUUGGAUUUUGCUAAGGUAUUUGAGAUGGUGAUUGCGAACUCUAGCUUCUCGAAGAGGGAGGAGUAUUUGGUCACUUUCCAAAGUGCGGUGGCGAAGACUCAGAUUGAUUAUCUUCUUCUCGGGAGGUAUGAUAGAGGGUUGUGCAAGGAUUGCAAGGUUAUCCCGGAUAAAGCUCAGGAGUUGGAGGGAAGGUUAUCGGUUAUUGGAGCCUGGAGGAGUUGCGUCCAGGUUAUCGGUUAUUGGAGCCUGGAGGAGUGGCGGGGACGCAAGCGCUAUGUGGACGAUGACGGCGAGGCAGCGAGAGAGGUGUUAGGGGUCUUGAAGGGUUUCUCUGGCGGGCAUAAAGAGGCUAAGACUGCAGCGUUUGGUCAUCUAUACGAGGAACUGGGGAACAAAGGCAGAGAAAAGAAGUUAUUCCGGCUGGCCAAGGCUAGAGAGAGGAUGACUCAAGAUCUGGACCAAGGGGACCAGGAUAUUACGCUAGGUGAAUUGGGGCAUUCUGAGGGUCACCGAGACUUUGGGUACUGUAGGCGCAUUAAGGUUGAGGAGGUAGUGGGGGCUAUGCGUAAGAUGAGUAAGGGAAGAGCUACCGUGCCAGACAAAAUUCCGGUAGAAUUCUGGAAGUAUAUGGGUAGAGCAAGCUUGGAGUGGCUGACGGGGCUAUUUAGUGUUAUUUUUAGGACGAAGAAGAUGCCGGAUGAGUGA